Messenger RNA from Centropristis striata (black sea bass), 1088 nucleotides. RefSeq names its product SUN domain-containing protein 1-like. Gene Ontology annotation, molecular function: protein-membrane adaptor activity. Gene Ontology annotation, biological process: nuclear envelope organization. Bases 93 to 1019 code for a protein of 308 amino acids. Lineage: Eukaryota; Metazoa; Chordata; Actinopteri; Perciformes; Serranidae. The transcript is spliced from 8 exons. Gene Ontology annotation, cellular component: meiotic nuclear membrane microtubule tethering complex; nuclear envelope. The record is from RefSeq and is a predicted model, not a curated record.
UCAGUAGUGAUCGGUUGUUACUUCUGAUUCAGAGAAAACAAUUUGCAAUCAUUGAGGGUUUCAACCAAAUCAACUCUUGCCUCACAGAGACUAUGGCAAUGUUUCGAAGGAGUGUUCGUCUGCAGGAAGCAGGGUAUUACAUGGAGGAAGGAAGAAAAACUAUUUCCUACAAAGAAGUCCUACCCAGGAUCUUUCGGAGGAGGAAUGGUCAUCGCCAUGGACGGCAUCGCCAUGGACAGCAUCACAUGGACGCUCCAGAUAACCAGGAGUCCAAUGACAGAGAUGAGUCCACUGACAGAGAUGAGUCCACUGACAGAGAUAAGUCCAAUCAGACCAAACGCACUUGGACCACUGGAACAGUGAUUAUCAUGCAUUUUUUAUGGCUGCUCUUUCUGGCUGCUGUCUUUGUAAUGCAACACAUGCAAAUAACAGAGCUCAAGCAGGAGGUGCAACUACUAAAACAAAGGAUGGACACUUCUUCCCCUGUGAUAGACAGAGUGUCAAACUUUGCAUUAGAAUCACAAGGUGCAAGAGUUUUAUGCCAUUUGUCAUCCGACAUGUAUUGGCCGAAAGGAUCUGGAAUAUGGGAUGAAAUAUUCUCUUGGUGGUGGUCAUUGAAAGCCCAGAGAAUAGUUAUACAGGGACAUUCUUCACUACGUCCAGGAGAAUGCUGGUCUUUUUCAGGCGAAAAAGGACAUUUAGUUGUGUCCCUGUCUCACCCAGUCUCCAUAACACAAGUGACACUCGGCCACAUCACCAGAAGCCAGUCUCCAUGCGGACAGAUCGCAAGUGCACCAAGGGAAUUUUCAAUCUAUGGGAUGAGGACACAGGAUGAAAUAGGCACCUACUUGGGAACAAUGGUUUAUGAUCAAGACGGCCCAGCAUUUCAGACCUUCAACCUGCCUAAUCCAGACAGAGGAAUCUUCAGAUAUGUGAAGCUGCAAAUUGAAAACAACUGGGGUAACAUGGAUUACACAUGCGUGUACAAUUUCAGAGUUCAUGGUGAGGUAAGUGAGUAGAAUAAGUAGAUCAAUCUCAAAACAUCAGGAUUAGGUAAAUUAACUGUUAGUAUCUUUAUACAGUCAUGG